AUUUCUGAAGUCCUGUCGGUGUUUAGAUGCGAUCAAACGGAUAUCACAGCACGUAAAGCUAGCCCUUCACCUUCGUUGACCAUCUAUUCCAAGAUGGCUGCUUCCCCGUUGCCACGAGCAGCAGAACAAAUAUUUCUUGACGAAACCGGUUUGGUUUCGUCACAAAUUAUCUUACGUCAUAGAUCAAUAAAAGUCUUAACUUCAUUGGCUAUCAAAAUAUACAAUACACCAAUCAGAUUUUCUAAUCUAUUGAUGAAGAGGCAGAGAAGCGUGGUUGCCAAGCCCCAAGAGCCCGAAGGGACAGUUUUGUUUUUGGUCUCGCAUGCGUCCUUUACCAAAUCUGACCUGAAUUCUUAGCCUAUUUCCUUGUUUUGUGGGAUGGGUUCUACCUCUCAGCAAAGCGGUGUGGUAGUAUGGGAGUGGGAAGAAAGACAUGGUCUCUGGAUUCCUUACCAAGCGGAUGUUGUUGAGUACUUAGAAAAGAAGUACUCAAUGCUUGAGCAAGGGAAAUCCAGUAAGUCCACCGUAAGCUUCAAAGGGAAACACUUCCAUGGUUUACAUUGCUAUGAAGUUGAUCUAAAUAAAAUGGAACAACAGAGAAUGGAAACUGGGACAUUACGAAAGGUCAGGAGAUCUGUUUAUUCAAGCAACUCAUUACCAGGAUAUGGAAUAAGAUGGGAGUGGCAUAAUGAUAUCACUUGGGCGGCAUAUGACAUUCCAACAUCAGAAGCAAUUGAAAAAGCAUACAAGUCUAAUAUGCCAAGGUUGGAUUUGUCAAGCUCACCUGUUGCAAUUCCAAACUAUGUGGAUUUUCAAGGACAUGUAAUAAAACAGAUCAAUAUUCAUACACAUUUUGAAAGGUAUGUGCAGAGAUUAACACACCAGAAGUAUCCAAAGGAUACCUUGACCUUGAAAACUACUGGUGCAUCCUCUAACAUUAGAGAAAAGACAUCAACCUUGAAAAGUACUGGUGCAUCCUCCAACAGCAGAGGAAAUACCUUGACCUCUGUGAAUGGUCGUUUGGCCUCUAAGCAUACCACACCUUCCAAACCCACUGUUACUAGGCAAAGUUCAAAAACCAGUAGUACUGUAAAGAGAAUAAAGAAGAUGAAGGUUCAAGAUUCUCAAGAUGUUGGUGCAACAGCUGCUGAUCCCCUUUCUGAAUUCUGUAAUGAUGUAGAAACAGCUCCAGAUGAGGACUGUGCUAUUUGUUUUGAAAAGCUCUGCAAUAUCUCCUCAUUUGACGAUGAAACUGAAGACAGUGGGAAAGCACAAUCUCCGAAUAUCAAAGAGUUGAACCAGUGCAAACAUGUGUUUCAUGCCUCUUGUCUUCAAGCAAUGUAUGAUAGUGGAGCCAAAGAUGGAAGUCUGCAGUGCCCAACUUGUAAAGCAAUUCAUGGUAUUAAACAUGGUAAUCAGCCCAAAGAUGGCACUAUGGAUAUCACUCGCUCACCCAGAAGCCUUCCAGGCCAUGCAGACUGUGGAAUGAUCACAAUUGUAUAUGACUUCCACAGUGGAAUACAGGGACCGGAACAUCCUAAUCCAGGGAAAAGGUACAGUGCCAGAGGAUUCCCAAGGUCAUGUUACCUGCCAGAUAAUGAGAAGGGAAGAAAGGUGUUGAAGCUCUUGAAAAAAGCUUGGAAAAGAAGAUUAACUUUUACCAUUGGUACAUCCUCAACAACUGGAGAAGAUGGUACAGUUGUCUGGAAUGAAAUCCACCACAAAACAGAACCAUUUUCAAACCACAUGGGACAUGGCUUUCCUGACCCAAACUAUCUGGACAAUGUUCUUGCAGAGCUGGCAGCACAGGGUGUUGAAGAUGAUCCAGAAGUCACUGUAAUAUAAUACAAAGUAACAUACUGUCAAUCAAAUUGUGUAUAUAGUCUUGUCAAACUUUGAUUUUCCUAAUGCAAACAAAUAACUGGUGUUAGAAAAAUAGCUGUGUUUUGGUUAUGAAUCAUGGUUUAUGCAGAUCAUGAGAAAGUUGUGAAAAUUUCAAGUGUGCAUCGUAGAAAGUUUUAAGAUUAUUUUUAAACCAACUUGUCAAUCAUUGGUUGUAGAAAAUGUCAAAACAACAUUGUAUGAAAAGUCAUGAAAAUGCUGUUAUAGCUUUGGUAAAUGAUAUGUUAACUGAUUUUUGUAACUGAACUUGACUAGCAAUUUUGUUGGAGGUAUUGAUGAGAUGGGAAGCACACAAUGUAUCAUGGAAUCAAACAGUUUGAAAGACCUUAAGAAAUAGUUUAGUGAAGAGGAUUAAAAAAAAAAACCCAAUGAUUUCCUAAAAAAAUUAAUUGUGAAGCAAAUUACUAGCAGGCAAUAAGAAAAAGUAUCAAGUGUGUAAUAAAAAUGAAAUAAAAGUAUGUCUAAAAUACAUUUUACCAGUGAAAAAUAAAUACUGGUAAAUCAAUCUUGAUCAGAACUGGGUCCCAUACUUGUUUAUCGACUGGUCAUGACAACAGAUUUAACCUUCACUUUUUCAGUAUUUUCUGUAAAUGACUCAGUCAAGCUAUAGCAUCUGAAUAAUUUAUUUGAAGUAGAAAAUAAUAACUCUUUGGAAAAAGGUAACAGAUUACUAACUAAUUAAAAUAAACACAUGGUCAAGUUUUUU
Stylophora pistillata is the source of this 2608-nucleotide messenger RNA. Its product is annotated as putative E3 ubiquitin-protein ligase DTX2. Gene Ontology annotation, molecular function: zinc ion binding. Lineage: Eukaryota; Metazoa; Cnidaria; Anthozoa; Scleractinia; Pocilloporidae. The record is from RefSeq and is a predicted model, not a curated record. Gene Ontology annotation, biological process: Notch signaling pathway; protein ubiquitination.